AGUCUUGAAAGGUGUUAAUGGAGAAGAGGUCGGAUGACAGCCGGAACUGUGGUCAUCACAGGCGGAAUAUUAGCAACUGUCAUUUUACUGUGCAUUAUAGCAGUCCUCUGCUAUUGCAGGCUCCAGUAUUACUGCUGCAAGAAGGAUGAAUCAGAAGAGGAUGGGGAUGAGCCAGACUUUGCUGUGGACUCCCACAUUCCCCCCCUGCAUUGCAACCGCAACGUAGCUCUGACCAACGGCCCCUCCCUGUACCACUCCUCCACUGCCACCUCUCCCUACAAGAAGCCUUCACAAUGCCGGACACUCUGCUCAAACUGCUCCCACUAUGAGCCACCCACCUUCUUCCUCCAAGAACCAGAGGAGGAUGUCCGCAAUGGAGGAGAGCUGGUCAGCUACAAGGCCUUGAGCCAAGAAGACCUGGGGCGGCCAGUCAGCCUAGGAGGCAUGCAGGCUCUCAACCCCAACCGCCUGUCAGCCAUGCGGGAAGCCUUCUCCCGCAGCCGCAGCAUCAGCACUGACGUCUGAGCAUCACCUGUGGCAGCCACGCAGGGGCUGACUCAGUUGUUGGCUGCCAGCCUGGCAGGGCAAUGCAGCCCUCCGAGGGGCUGUUUUUUCCCUUCAGACCUCUGCAGCUUUUAGACAUGACACUGCUCUUUUAAAGGAAGAAAAUCCAUGGGAAGACUUUUAAAAAGAUGAAUGUAUUUAUAUGUUAUGUAAAAGAUCAGUUUAUCU
Molecule: messenger RNA, 732 nt
Organism: Varanus komodoensis (Komodo dragon)
Lineage: Eukaryota; Metazoa; Chordata; Lepidosauria; Squamata; Varanidae
Gene: FAM163B
Product: family with sequence similarity 163 member B
Exons: 3
Coding region: 34-525 (163 amino acids)
Source: RefSeq, a predicted model, not a curated record